AUGAGAAUAUCAUUCCGUCGUUAUCUUGGAUCGAUGAGAUGGUUUCACAUUCCGGCAGCUGCAGGAUUUGCCCUUGUUGGCUAUCAACAAUAUCGUCAUAUCAGAGAUAGAGAGAGACGAAAAUUACAAACUCAAACUCCAGAGGAAUUAGUAAUUCCUAGCUGGCAGGUUACCUUGUUAAAGCAGUUACCCACCCGUUCAUUAUCUCGAGUUGCGGGAAUGCUUACUGAUAUCACGCUACCAAUUUGGUUGCGAUGGGCAGCCUUUAGUGCAUACGCAUGGGCUUUCAAAUGUAACAUGGAAGAAGCAGAAGUAGAGGAUAUUACUUGUUAUGAAAGCUUUGGGAAAUUCUUUACAAGGCAUUUGAAAGACGGAGCAAGAGUAAUCGACAAAGACCAUGAUCUUGUAAGUCCUGCCGAUGGUCAAAUCCUAUGUUUUGGGGCAGUAUGUGAUGAUAAAAUUGAACAAGUUAAGGGGAUCAACUAUAGUUUGUCAACCUUUUUUGGUCCAGACUCAGAAAUUGUAAAGUACUGUAGGAACAGCUCCGCAAAUGGACAUGUAAAUAGUCCUACUAAAAAUGGUGCCUGUGUAGAUAAAUGUUUAUAUCAUUGUGUCAUUUAUCUAUCUCCGGGAGAUUAUCAUCGCUUUCAUUCUCCCACUGAAUGGAAGAUCCAAUACAGACGUCAUUUUCCAGGUACGCUAAUGUCAGUGUCCCCUCUUGCUUUGAAAUUUGUACGAGGACUGUUUGCAUAUAACGAGAGAGUCAAUCUUAGAGGUGAAUGGAAGCAUGGAUUAUUUUCGAUGACUGCUGUUGGUGCCUAUAAUGUAGGCUCAAUCAAGAUAAAUUUCGAUUCGGAUCUUGCAACAAAUUUGCCUGGUAGUUUUACGGAAGGCGUAUUUAAGGAUUUUCACUACGCUAAAAGUAGUGUCAGUAGUGUUGGAGUUGGCAGAGGUGAAAAUAUUGGAGAAUUUAACUUUGGAUCUACCAUAGUUUUACUUUUUGAAGCUCCAACAGACUUUAAUUUUACUGUGGACUUGGGCCAAAAGAUCAAAUACGGUCAAGCUAUAGGAACUAGUGGUCUUCAAUAA
Messenger RNA from Trichoplax adhaerens, 1089 nucleotides. RefSeq lists its product as uncharacterized. The record is from RefSeq and is a predicted model, not a curated record. Gene Ontology annotation, molecular function: phosphatidylserine decarboxylase activity. Gene Ontology annotation, biological process: phosphatidylethanolamine biosynthetic process. Bases 1 to 1089 code for a protein of 362 amino acids. Gene Ontology annotation, cellular component: mitochondrion. NCBI's taxonomy places the organism in Eukaryota, Metazoa, Placozoa, Uniplacotomia, Trichoplacea, Trichoplacidae. The transcript is spliced from 5 exons.